AUGGCCCGCACCUGGCUAUACGGCGGAGCAUCUCUGGUUGUUCUCAGCGCAGCCUUAUUUCAAGUCUAUGUGCGAUCUCCAGUGCUGAAGGCACACGGCGUUUAUAGGAAGAUUCAUCCAAUAAAUCAUGACAAUUGUCAAAGUAUUCCCGAGCUACAAGCAUGUGAAAAGAUCACCAUUCUUUCCUCGGGCAUUAUGUACCUCGCUUGUGCAGGAACUAUUGCAUCUCGAAUCGCUUGGACGCCUGCCAUGGAUGCUCUCAACGCAACUGCCGUCCUCACCAGAUCAACUGCUGACUACUUGGCAACUUAUGAUACGAGCACGGGGACAAUCACCAAGCUUGAUGUAAGAGGUCUCUCCGACCCACGAGGCUUGAAUUUGCAUGGAAUGGAUGUUGUUCCUGACAAGAUAGACCCCGCUAUGCUUUGGAUAUACCUUGUUAAUCAUCGUCCCGAACCUGAAUCGCCGUACAAGGGCGCUGACUCGGUAAUUGAGAUGUUAAAGACUCGAGUUGGGACAGACUAUGUAGAAUGGGUUCAAACAGUUGAGGAUGCUCGUGUCAUAGUGACCCCGAACGAUAUAGUUGGAGCUAACAACGGACAAGAGUUCUGGUUCACGAAUGACAACGGGGCAAAAGUUGGAAUACGGCGCUACAUAGAUGCUAUGUUCCUGCUCGAUACUACGAAUCAUGGCUCCUCGGAUGCUGGUCUGCAAGAUCCCCCUGCCAAGCCGAGCCUGAUAGAUCUAGUUGGAUCGAUGGGCGCUCAGGCUCAGGAGCAGAGCGACACACUACAGAUGUAUAUGCACGCAAGCUGA
Messenger RNA from Rhizoctonia solani, 816 nucleotides. Its product is annotated as urea active transporter 1. The transcript is spliced from 5 exons. The record is from RefSeq and is a predicted model, not a curated record. Bases 1 to 816 code for a protein of 271 amino acids. NCBI's taxonomy places the organism in Eukaryota, Fungi, Basidiomycota, Agaricomycetes, Cantharellales, Ceratobasidiaceae.